AUGGGUUCUCGCACCAUUGUUCCUUCUUUUCCCCUUUAAAACAUAACUGGUUUCUUCUUUAAAAUCUUCCUUUGCUUUUUUGUUAGAGGUUCUCUCUGGAAUCUCUAUUACCAUAUCAUUCCUUUACUGCAUCUGCCUUUCCCCCCAUUUUUGUCUUUCUCUUAAGCACUUUUCUUUAAAACACAGAUCCUGAAAGGGAUCUGAAUCCAGAAUUAACUUAGUUGCUGAAAGUAAACACGUGAAGGAGGAUAAACUUCUAAAUAAAAUUGGACAGAAUUUAUCCUCACAUUUGCAACUUUUUAGUAUACUGACAAAAGGUAGACUUAGCUUGUGUUAAAAAACCCUUUUUUUUUCCUUUUUGCCAUCUUUCUGGCCUUUUGUGCCUGAGCCAGGGUUGGAAAAGAUCUUAAGAGUCCUCUCCUGCUUAUCUCAAAUCUACUUGUUUUGUUGAAGGGUAGUUAUUUCUAAGCUUUCUAAUCUUAACACACGUUCUAUAAAUAUUUUAUAUAUAAGCUCUAGAAUUUGUCCAUCGCCUAAAAAAAAAAAGAAAUGAACAAACUCAUCUGAGUGGUCACUUCUAUCUUUAGUUAAAGACAAGGCUGAACACCAGUGCUUUAAUCCUCUGUUCCAUAAGCUUCUUGAAGUCAAAAUUAGAACCUGAGCUGAUAGAGCAGAAAAUCUCAUUCUGGUUGUCCAGCAUUUUUGUGAGGUUCCACCCCACAGCCAUCUGGCCUGGCCUGUUCUCCAAUUAAAGAGGCAAAGGUGGCAUUAUAUACUUCCUUAUUUGUGCGGCAGCGUCACUGAGGUAUAAAGUGGUGUGCAGCUUCAGCUGCUUAUGCAGCAGAAAAUGGUUAGCUUAGGCAGGGCUGAUGACAGUGGUUCUAUUGUAUGUUGGGGUGGGAGGCUUUAUUUCCCAAUGACUUUGGCCUGCAUUUAAAAUGCUCCCAUUUUGAGGCUGAACUGUUCAGGGGAGGUGAACUUGGAAGGCAAUUAUGCAGCAGAGUUUGAGGAGGCCUAGAAAGGUGUAAGAACCCUUGGGUCUGGGUAGCAUACCAAAAGGCCAUGUGAUGCCUUGGGAGAAGUGUUAUAUGUUAUUAUCUAUUCAAGUCUGUUUUACUUUUCAAAAACAUUUUGAAAACACUGUCUUUAACUCCAAACUCAUUCUUGAGAACCAAUGCCAACUUUCUUCACAAUGUUUUAGUCUCCUCUGUGUUGGACACCUCUAGUGGGCUGCUGUGGCCCUUACAGACCUGCCUUCUUGAAGGGGAGCCUGAGGUCCUGGUGGCGAGCUUUGCAUUUGGUAAUGAACCCAAUCCUCAUAAACAGAAAACCCCUUAUCUUGACCAUUCUUCUUACUUCUCUUUAAACCUAGAAGGACCCUGGAAUCGAUCUGCGGUGACCAUGAGUAAUCAUUUGAAGGACCUUGGAGAUGAGUCUGUGUUGGAGGCUGGGAUAGAGGGCAGACGAGAGUCCUUCUGAAUCCUGAGCAUCUCUGUGGAGGGCUUGGGAGAGGUCAUGCUCGUGGCACGUCCGUUGACUCCCCACGUGACCCUCUGUCUGCUCAGACCUGAAAUGACGGCAGGACUAGACCUAGCUAGUGUGUAUGAUGCUCCAGGUUGACCCAGUGCAUCUUUUCUGAUACUCAACCCAGAGGGCUUUGCUUGAGGAUCCACUCCUAAAAAUGCCCCUGGGAGCCAUGGCCCAGGCCUGAAAAUUACAGAGAAGUGAGUUGAGGCAGGUAUUCAGAAAACUCAUGAUUCUCAAACCUAGAAUUAGCCCCUGGAUACUCUGCUGGGCCCUGAAGGGAUUUUAAUCAAAUUCCAGCCCCAGGUCUAUCAAAGGACAGAGGAUGCCGUUGGACCGGAUCAUGGAUCAGUCUUGUCUCUGUGCUAAACUCAGCAGCACAGUCUCACCCAGACGUCUGGCUAAGACCAUGUUCUGGCCUUUUUGGCCCGCAGAGGUGGCCUUUUCCGUUCAGUUCUCCCACAGCGUGAGCUUGGAGUUGCCCUUUUGGAGAAAGUGAGGAGAUUAGGGUCACUGGCUCUCAGGAUUCACAGAUCGUCUUCCUCAAACAUGAGGCUGGCCCAGAACUCGGGAAUAAACCUUUUUGACCUCUGUGCAAUCUGGCUGUGAGAGAAUCCCAAAAUAACAAUCUGAGUGUUUAUCUUGGGCUGCCUCCUCUCCAGGGAUCUCCAAACACUUGAUAAAUCUGAUCCGGUUCCAAGGACAGGUGGUCAGACAGUCCCUGGGAGACUGGGUGAUGGUGGAUCCCCAGUUGGAAGCUGCAAGAGCCAUCUAGAGCCUGAGGCUGCCCACCUCCCAUCUGCCACUGCCCUUGGCUUGUGCCCUCCGUUGAUUCUGUGCCUAGGAAAGGACCAUGCAGCUGGAGAUCAAAGUGGCCCUGAAUUUCAUCCUCUCUUACUUGUACAACAAGCUGCCUCGGCGGCGGGCAGACCUGUUUGGGGAAGAGCUAGAGCGGCUUUUGAAAAAGAAAUAUGAAGGCCACUGGUACCCUGACAGGCCCCUGAAGGGCUCUGGCUUUCGCUGUGUCCACAUCGGGGAGGUGGUGGACCCCGUGGUGGAACUGGCCGCCAAGCGGAGUGGCCUUGCAGUGGAGGAUGUGCGGGCCAACGUGCCUGAGGAGCUGAGUGUCUGGAUUGACCCUUUUGAGGUGUCCUACCAGAUUGGUGAGAAGGGGGCAGUGAAAGUGCUGUACCUGGAUGACAGCGAGGGCUGUGUCGCCCCGGAGCUGGACAAGGAGAUCAAGAGCAGCUUCAACCCCGAUGCUCAGGUAUUCGUACCCAUCGGCAGCCAGGACAGCUCACUGUCCAACUCCCCAUCACCAUCCUUUGGUCAGUCGCCCAGCCCCACCUUCAUUCCCCGCUCCGCCCAGCCCAUCACUUUUACCACUGCCUCCUUCGCUGCCACCAAGUUUGGCUCCACCAAGAUGAAGAAGGGCGGUGGGGCCGCGAGCGGUGCGGGUGUGGCCAGUGGCGGGGCGAGUGGCCCACAACCCCCACAGCAGCAGCCUCGCAUGGCCCGCUCUCCCACCAACACCCUGCUGAAGCAGAAGGGCCUGUCUUUGUCUGUGCAUUCGCUGAACUUCGUCGCGGCCAGCCCAGCCCCGCAGUCCCAGCUCUCACCCAAUGCCAAGGAGUUCGUGUACAACGGCAGUGGCUCUCCCAGCCUCUUCUUUGAUGGGGCCGAUGGCCAGAGCAGUGGCACCCCGGCCCCCUUUGGGGGCAGUGGGGCCGGCACCUGCAACAGCAGCAGCUUCGACAUGGCCCAGGUGUUUGGAGGUGGCGCCAACAGCCUCUUCCUGGAGAAGACUCCCUUCGUGGAAGGCCUCAGCUACAACCUGAACACCAUGCAGUACCCCAGCCAGCCGUUCCAGCCCGUCGUGCUGGCCAACUGACCACUCACCUGCCUGCAGAGCCAGGAGCACCCAAGACCACAGAAAAGAGAAAGGAAAGGAAAGGCCAAAAAAAGAGGAAAAGAAAAUGAUACAAAAAGAUUUCCAGUCUUCUCACUCUCACUUCUAGGAAAGCGAUUCAGCCGAGGCAUGGAGUGGGAGGGGGCUCCCGAAGCACCAAGUAGGGUUUAACUCCACCCCCCUGCUGUUUUCCUGCCUGCCUCUGAUUUAUUUGGUUGGUUUGGGUUUUAUAUUUUUUUCUCUUUUUUUCUUUUUCUUUUUUUUUUACAUGUAGUUUUCUAUAUAACAUCUUUAAUUAGUGGCUUCCUGUGCUAAGGAUGGUCCAGAUGUGAAUUGUUGCUCCCUCCCUCCCUCCCUUCACAUGCCUGGUCUAGGAUUGGUGUGUUCAAGCUCAAGGGCCACAGCUGGGCCUGGCCCGCCCCAGAUCAGGGAGGGGCUGUCCCCUGUCACUGCCUCUGUCACCCAACUAUCCUCUCACUCGAAGCCAUCCAACCUCAGCAGGCCUUCUUGGGCCCUGCCACCUAAAUAGGUCUGACCCAGGCCCCACUCCCUCUCAGGCCUGGGCCACAGGGAACUGCCGCCUGGCCACUAGACGCCCUCCCCCCAGAGCUGAUGCCUAACUCCAGGGAGGUUAGCACUCUGUUAGCGGAGUUCCCUUUAUCUCUGUCCUGUAGCCCCGUGCCCCCAUCUCACCUGGCCCAGACUUAUCAUCAUGACCUUGGAGACCCAGCCAUUGACACAUGUGGCCUGUCUCCUGUAGCCCCUUCCCUGGGUCUGAGGUUGUGGGUAGGGAGGUGUGUGUGUAUGCAUGUGUGUGCAUGGUUGGCUGUCCUGUUUUAAUGGAUUCCAAGCCAUGUGAAACUCCCCCUCUGGAUGUGAUUCCGGGUUGCAGCAAGUGCUUAUUUCUGUGUGAGGUUGGGGAAUGGGCCAGGGCGGGUUGUUGGUCCUUUUGUGGGUGGUUCACGUGGUGGGCUGAGACUGCGGCUGAGCCUAAGACAUGCCUAGGGGAAAGCACUGCGUUAGAACUGGCUUCCAGACUGCGGAGGCAUCUGCACUUUUGCUUGUUUCUGACCAAAAAAAAAGAUGGGUUAGCCGUGAGGGGCCGAGGGAAUACCCAGCCUCUGAUGCCUAAGAGAAGUCUCUGGACUCAGACCCUCCUGUGGUGUGACUUUAGCCCAGGGUGAGAGCUGCUCACCUGCACCCCAGGGGGCCGGAGUUUGCGUCAGUGCCUAUAGUGGGCAGUCCUGAACCUCGAGUUGGGACUUUGGUCCUUUGGUUGUAGAUGUUAUUUUAGUACAUUUCUGCCCCUUUCUGCUUGAGAACUUUCUGGUACCUCUUGGCCAUCCCCUCUCACUGUCCAACCCAACCCCAGUGGGCCUUGUUGCUGUAAGGCGUGGUCUUUUGGACAGGCUGGGCUUAGCCAUCGCAGCUGGGGUGUCUGGAUUCUAGAAGAGCACUUGCUCCCCACCUCUGCCAGAAGAGAAGUUGUUUCUCUAACCCAACCUUAGUGAGCCACCUUCCACGCCAUGAUGCUUUGGCAAGUGGGGCACAUGGCAUCAGGGUCCCAUCACCGAAAAGCACCAAAGCCCUUGCCACCCCACCCUGUCCUCUCCCCCAGCAACCCAAAGUGGGUAACUGCUGUGGCAGUGGGUCCAGCCCAGACAGACACUGCCAGCCUCCGCUCCCUGCACUGGGCACCAGCUCUACCUCCCCCAGUGGGGCAAUGCCCUGACUCCUUGGCCCAGUACCAUCUGUCCCCCUAGACUUCUCAGGCGCCAGUCCAGUCUGGGCCACCCUCUCCCUAGCCAUCAGUCCCACACAGGUGACAGGCCUGGGCAGAUUGCUGCUCUCUGGGAAAGGUUGGAUGCUGCCUUAUGCCCCUUUCCAGCCCCUCCUCCCACACUCACACAGGUGCCCACCACACCUGGUCAGCUUGUUCCUCACCACAUACAGGGAGAGGGGGAGACCAACCCCUUAGUGUCUUGAAAUAGGAAGAAAAAUGUGUGUUCAGGAGCAUGACUCCAGCGCUGGGCUCUUGGGCCCAGUUUGGUCUGUCUCGUCUCAAAUCUAAGGAUUUUUGCUUCAAUUUUAUUUUUUUUAAGAAAAAAAUCUGCACUAAUUUACCUGGUUUCGUAGGAAAACUUUUUUUUCAUUUUUUACAUUUUUUGGUGUCCGUUUGUAUUGAAUAAUUUGCUACAUUUGUAAAAUGUAAGAGGUAUAUAUAAUAUAUGUAUAUUUCUAACGUAAAAAUGUAAUUUUUUUCUUUUCAAUAUUUUUUCUUAAAAAGAGGAGAGAAACAAAGAUAUUUUUUCAGGAAAAACAAACUUUAAAAUAAAAAAGAGGAGAAUCAACCCUAUUUCUCCCCUUUUCCCAUCCUCUAUCUACCCCUCUUUCCAGGAACAAAUCUAAAGGUGGAUCGUCUUGUAAAGAAUGUAAACUUUUAGUCCAGAAUGAUGUAUUUUUCUCAAUGCAGUGAGCUAUAGAUUCUCUAGUUUGACUCCUAUAGAUGGGAAGGGGGCAUUGAGGCAGUGUGGAGAGGGGCUUGGGGGAGCAGGGCAAUGAAACUGUUUUCUUUAGUGAAGGAGGAAUACAAUCAAGCAUUUUGUAUUCAGAAUGUUGUGCAAUAUUUUGGAAUGGGACAUUGGUGUGUUUAGAGAUUUAGUUUAAAAACAAAACAAAAAGAUUGAUCAAAUCUGUACAGUUUAUAUUGUUCCAGAUUUUUUUAAGUUUGUAUUAAAAGCAUGAUAUAUAAUAGC
Molecule: messenger RNA, 6189 nt
Organism: Hipposideros armiger (great roundleaf bat)
Lineage: Eukaryota; Metazoa; Chordata; Mammalia; Chiroptera; Hipposideridae
Gene: TOB2
Product: transducer of ERBB2, 2
Exons: 2
Coding region: 2378-3415 (345 amino acids)
Biological process (GO): regulation of gene expression
Cellular component (GO): cytoplasm; nucleus
Molecular function (GO): transcription corepressor activity
Source: RefSeq, a predicted model, not a curated record